AUAGACGGCCGCGGCGAGGCAAUUUAACAUGCAGACUUCCGCCCGCGUUUGCCGAUCGCGAAGAUCCCACCAAAAGGCAUUAAUACUCUUAUGCCCAGUCGCGUUGGCCCAGAAAACAACAGAGAAAGCAAGCUGUCAAAAAUGUGGCGCCCGACGCUGUUCUUCCUCGUUGCGCUACUCACGUCCGCCAGCGCAAGCGGCCCGGUCAAGUGCGUGAAGAAGGCCAUUCAGCCAGUCAUUCAGCCUGGCUUUGGAUGGCACGUCACGGUGCCGGACAGCUUCCACGUGGAGGCUUUCUCAAUGCACCAAGCCAACGGGGACAAUGGGCCGGAGUUUGCGCACCUGACCAUCCUGCCCGGCAAAGGCUUUCCUCCGCACAAGCACCUGGACGGCUGGGAGACCAUUUACAUCCUCAAGGGCGAGGUUGAUUAUGGAUACUGGGGCCCCAACGACCCCAAGCCCACCACCGUCAAGCUCGGACCGGGCGCCGUUACGCACACGCCUCAGGACCACUUCCAUAAGGUCUGGAACAGCAGCCCCGAGCCCAUCUCGAUGAUCGUCACAAGCAACCAGUUCACCAGGUUCAUGUUCUUUGAGGACUGGCCUGAGAGCUUCAACGCAACCGGUCACGUGCCCGAGGCCAUGCCAUGGGAGACCCAGUGCCCUCCCGGCCAGGAGCUUGCGAGCGGCAAGGAGGAGCUGUAAAUAGCGACGGGAUGUGUGUAGGUUGGGACAGCUGGUGCUAUGUGCAUGUGUGCCGUGACAGCCUACAAGACAAGCCGGAUGAUCUUACCGUACGUGUUAACUCACCUGAUGCCGGUACUUAAUUCCUAGGGCGUAGUGUGAAGCUGCCUGGGCUGCAGACUUGCUCGUGGCGUCUUAGUGUCCUCGUAGCCCACAAAGCAUGCUGGUAUUUACUUUUCUGCAGUCUGGGAGAGCCUUGGUAGCCAGUUGCAGGAAGGUGGCGACUGCGGCUUUGUUAUGCCAGGCUAUCUGACUCGCUGUCUGGUUGCGAACCCCUGUUGUGGACCGUAAGUACUAUACGUGUCCUCUGCAAUGGGAGCCUUCACCGUGUUGGGUGGCCCGUGCAGGCCUGGCCCGUGCCUACAAUCCUGUCCUAUGCGUUUGCCUGUUACUGCUAACGGCA
This is a messenger RNA of Chlamydomonas reinhardtii, 1147 nucleotides long. RefSeq lists its product as uncharacterized. Bases 142 to 705 code for a protein of 187 amino acids. The record is from RefSeq and is a predicted model, not a curated record. NCBI's taxonomy places the organism in Eukaryota, Viridiplantae, Chlorophyta, Chlorophyceae, Chlamydomonadales, Chlamydomonadaceae. The transcript has 7 exons.